AUGGGCGUAUCUACAGUUACUGCCACACGGAUACUGAAAGGACAGAUGGCCGGAGAGUUUGGAGAGGAAACACAGCUAGAAAUGGAUAAAUUCCCCUAUGUUGCUCUUUCCAAAGUAAGAUCUUUGUCUGAUAUUAUGCAUCCUACAGUGUGUGCAGUACUGUACAUUGUCUCUGUACAUAGUGCUAUGCAGUGUGUGUGCAUGUCGCAGUGUGUGAGUGAGUGCUCUACUGUGAGUACAUGCUAAGGUGUGUGUGUGUGUGUGUGUGCUAUACUGUGAGCACAUGCUAAGGUUUGUGUCUGUGUGUGCAAUACUGUGAGUACAUGCUAAAGUGUGUGUGUGUGUGUGUGUGCUAUACUGUGAGUACAUGCUAAGGUGUCUGUGUGUGUGUAUGUGUCUGCGUGUGCUAUACUGUGAGAACAUGCUAAGGUGUGUGUAUGUGUUUGUGUGUGUGUGUGUGUGCGCUAUACUGUGAGUGCAUGCUAAGGUGUGAGUGUGUGUGUGUGUGUGUGUCUGUCUGUCUGUCUGUGUCUGUGUGUGCUAUACUGUGAGUACAUGCUGUUGUGUGUAUGUAUGGCUAUAUAUAUGUGUGUGUUUGCUGUGCAUGUAGCUGUGUAUAUGCUAUACACCUGUUUCCAGGGCCGGACUGGGAGAAAAAUUCAGCCCGGGCAUUUUUUUAGCACAGCGGCCCACUAAGAAGGGGGUGGGGCAGAGAGGGUGUGUUUCGUCAUCACCAAAGACAAACACGCCCCCUCUCAAAGUGAGCGUUGGGUCAAUGCUCUUCCAGGGCAGAGCUCUGCUAAAGAGCUCUAGCAUGAGAAGAAAAAAAAACCUGUAUUUGUUCUGCACAGUGCAAGCAAAUUUAAUAACAUGCUUGCACUGUGUUUCCUUGAAACUUGUCUCUGGUGUCUCUAUAAAUGGAUACCAGGAGACAAAAGGGCAAGGAAAGAGUAUUGUGCAUGUGUUUGGAGCCUGCUUUGGGAUUGUGUGUGUGCAGAGUGAGCUGGUCGUGGUUUGGUAUUGUGUAAUAAGGUUGGUUUUAGUCGUGUUGUGUUUGUGGUGUAAUGUAAUGCAUAUGUGGCUAGGAGCUGAAGAGAAUGUGUGUAUAGGGGAUGUAGUAAAUGUAUGCACACAGGCUAUAGUGUGUGUGUGUAUAUAGGUGAUGUAGUGUUUGUAGGGGUUGUAGAGAGUGUGCGUUUAGGGGUGUAGCAUGUGUUUGUUUACAAGGAAUCUAGUGUGUGUGUAUCAGGGAUCCAAAGUGUGUAUGUUAGGAAUGUAGUGUGUGUAGGUGGUGCAGUGUGUGUGUGUGUAUACAGGAGUCUAGUGUGUGUUUGAAGGACCCAGAAUGUGUAUGAGAUCUAGUGAGUGUGUGUAUAUAACGGAAUCAGAGUGUAUAUAGGGAUUUGGUGUGUGUAUAUGAUCCAUAGUUGGGUAAGGGAUAUAGUGUGUGUCUGGAAUGUAAUAUGUUUAGCGGUGCAGUAUGUGUGUGAGCGGUUCAGUGUGUGUGAACGGUGCUGUGGUGUGUGUGUGUAUAUAUAUAUAUAAAAUAUAUAUAUAUAUGUUUGGAAGUAUUGUGUGUGUGUGUGUGUUUAGUGCAGUGUGUUGGGGUUCUGCGUGUAUGUGUGAGGGGUGCAGUGGGUGUCUGUGAGGGGUGUAGUGUGUAUGUGAAGGGUGCAGUAUGUGUGUGUGAUGGAUGUUGUGUUUGAGGGGUGCUGUGUGUGAAGAUGCUGUGUAUGUUGUGUUUAAGGGUGCUGUAUGUGGGUGCUGUGUUAAAGGGUGCAGUGUGUGUGAUUUGUGUGUGUGUGUGAUGUGUGUGAAAGUGCUGUGCUGUGUGUGAGUGUGCUGUGUGUGAUGUGUGUGAGAGUGCUGUGUGUGAGAGUGCUGUGCUGUGUGUGAGAGUGCUGUGAGUGAGAGUGCUGUGUGUGCUGUGUGUGAGAGUGCUGUGCUGUGUGUGAGAGUGCAGUGUGUGAGAGUGCAGUGUGUGAGAGUGCUGUGUGUGAGAGUGCUGUGUGAGUGCUGUGUGUGAGAGUGCUGUGCUGUGUGUGAGAGUGCUGUGUGUGAUGUGUAAGAGUGCUGUGUGUGAGAGUGCUGUGAGUGAGAGUGCUGUGUGUGCUGUGUGUGAGAGUGCUGUGCUGUGUGUGAGAGUGCAGUGUGUGUGAGUGCUGUGUGUGAUGUGUGUGAGAGUGCUAUGCUGUGUGUGAGAGUGCUGUGUGUGAGAGUGCUGUGUGUGCUGUGUGUGAGAGUGCUGUGUGUGCUGUGUGUGAGAGUGUUGUGUGUGAGAGUGCUGUGUGUGAGAGUGCUGUGUGUGAGAGUGCUGUGUGAGUGCUGUGUGUGAAUGUUAAAAGUGAUUGUGUGUUGGGAGGGUAAAGAAAACCAACAACAAAAAUGCAUUAUAUCUUCCCCCCCCCCCCUUUACCUUUAGCCUGGGAGGGGUCCGGCACGGUGGUAGCUGGGAGGAGGGGGACCGGCACACUCACAUCAUCCCUGGUGGUCCAGUGGAGUUCACUCUCGCGAGAUCCGGCGCGUUGCCAUGGCAACGCUCCGGAUCUCGCGAGAGAAACCCAGCGGAGCCGCAAGAUAGAGCUCCGCCGGGUCCUCUCCCUCUCUCCCCAGCCGCAGGUCUGUUUAAAUGGGCCGGUGAGGGAGAUCUUUGAUCUCCCCACCGGCCCUCCAUGGAAGACAGCGGGGCCGGCGCUCGGAUAGUGCCGGCCCUGCAUAGACCGGCCGGGGAGAUCCUGGGACCUCCCCUGCCGGCCUCGGCCCCACGGACACCGCGGCCCACCGGGCAUUUGCCCGGUGUGCCCGAUGGCCAGUCCGGGCCUGCCUGUUUCUCUGCAUGUUCUGUGUAUGAGUUGCGUGUUUGUGCUGUGUUUGUAUGUUGCUGUGCAUAUGCUGUGUGUAUGCACUGUGUGUAUAUGCCAUGUGUAUGAGCUGUGUUGCAUGUGCUGUGUACGUGAUGCUUUUGUUUCACAGUAACAUGUCUGUGCAUGAUAUUCUUUCUCUGCGUUAUAUUACUUCCUCCUACAGCGAUGGGAUUAUACAGCCGCCCAGAGAUUGGGACAGAACAGAUUUUAUAUUAACUCAGCCAGGCGCACAAUGGGUGUCACUGUCAUUGCAACAUCUUUUCUUAAUAUUCGUGUUGUCCUUUAAUCCAGAUGGCAUUGCAUCUCAUGGAGAAAGUAUUAAUCUAUCCCCAGACCCCAGACCAUGCAGGAGACAUAGGAGAUAUGGUCCAAAAACAGGCAGACAGGAAUACCUCUUCCCUCUGCAGGAUUGGCUGCCAGUCAGCCACGCUCCCCUUUUUGUCCUGACCCCCAUCUCCUAACAAUGCAUUAAUUGUAUCAGAUUUACACUACAUUACGCAUGUAAUGCAUUUUAUACCUGCCCAAUGUAUCCACAUGUACCUUGUUUUGGGGAGGGGGGGAAGGUCUGUGAAUGUAAAUAUGGGAGUGUUUACAUGCUGAAUAUUUUUAGUGAAUGCCAUUGAUUUGAUUUACAUAUAGCAGACUUAAUUUCAGUCUUUUCUCUGCUUGUCCUAUGACAGACAUAUAACACAGACUCCCAGGUGCCAGACAGCGCAGGGACCGCUACGGCAUUCCUGUGCGGCGUGAAAACCAAUAGAGGUACACUGGCUGUCAAUGCAGCCACCGUCUUAGGAAACUGCAUGUCAUCAAAGGGCAAUGAGGUGCAGUCCAUACUCAGAUGGGCAAAGGACGCCGGUAAGAGGCAUGCGCAAUGAAUGAUAGAGCUAGACUGUAAAUUGUCCAACAUGUUCCAUUACAACACCAUAAACCAGAGGCCAGAAUGUAGCCUGAUGUCAGAGGAGUCCAGCAGGAAGUGAAGUUCAGUAUUACACAUCCUCAUAAUGUAUGUAAUGACUUUUUCUAUUGAUGAAAACACUCAAAUACGACAAAAACUCUCAAACAGCCCAACCCUUUACCCAAGGGUUUAAUAGAUACGAGAUUAGGUGUGAUAGGGUGGAAACCAGUCACUCUUUGUCUAAUGCACACAUUGGAGAUAUUCCAUAAAUUAGUCUCCAGCUUCUGUGAUGUUUAUUUAUUCCAAUUAUAUAAUCUUGUCUGUGUGUCAGGGUGGGUCAAACUGGUUCUGUUGGAAUUAAUGCUGUUUAAUUAAUGCUCUAGUAAUCAGGUAUCUGAGUUCACAAACCACAGAGAGAUUAAUCACUUUCUGACAUCUCUUGGAAACCAGGAUUGUGUCGGCAUGUCAUUAAAGUAAAGUGUGAGUUUUUGGUAAUUCAAGUGUGGUUUGAAGUACCAAAAAAUCACCUUGAUUUCCUGGCAAUUCGUACUUUAAUAAAUGAAUGACCCUGCAAGUUAUUAUAUGAUUUAUAUUAUAUAGGGGUUGGUACACAUCAGGUUUUUAGAAACCAGGUUAGUUGAAUCAACACUCAUUUUUUUAUUUUCUUUAUAAAAAUAAUAUGCCCUUUCAAUGCCAGAUUGGUUAAUAAUGCUUCCCUUGUUAUGCCUAAUAACAUCUGGCACUCAGAGAGGUAGUUGUGUAAAAUUAAACUCUUCCAGUCCAAUGACAAAUUUUUGUAGGCUUAUUAUGUAAUAUACCUCAGCUCACACCACGCUGAAGAACAGUUUAUUCUCAGACUGGAAAAAUAGAUGGAGAGUAAAACGUUCUCCUUAUGAAAUUGUAGAUUUGGUGGACAGGGCACUGCUUGUUAGGGGUGGAUUGGAUGAAGAGGUACUGCUUGUUAGUGGUAGAUUAGAUUAAGAGGUACUGCUUGUUAGUGGCAGAUUGGGUGGAUGAGGCACUGCUUUUUAGGGGUAGAUUGGGUGCAAAGGCACUGCUUGCUAGGGGUAGAUUGGAUGGACAAGGUAUUGACCGUUAUGGGUAGAGAUUGGGUGGAUGAGGUAUUGUUGUUUAGUGGUAGAUUGAGUGAAGAGGCUUUGCUUGUUAGAAGUAGACUGGAUGAGGAUGCACCACUUGUUAGAGGUAGAUUGGGUGGACGAGGUAUUGAUUGUUAGAUGUACAUUGGGCAAAUGAGGUGUUGCUUGUAAGGAUAGAUUGGAUGAAGAGGUACUGCUUGUUAGUGGUAGAUUGGAUGAAGAGGUACUGCUUGUUAGGGGGGAUUGGAUGAAGAGGUACUGCUUGUUAGGGGGGGUUGGAUGAAGAGGUACUGCUUGAUAGUGGCAGAUUGGAUGAAGAGUUAUUGCUUGUUAGUGGUAGAUUGGAUGGAGAGGUACUGCUUGUUAGGGGGGAUUGGAUGAAGAGGUACUGCUUGUUAGGGGGGAUUGGAUGAAGAGGUACUGCUUGUUAGGGGGGAUUGGAUGAAGAGGUACUGCUUGUUAGGGGGGAUUGGAUGAAGAGGUACUGCUUGUUAGGGGGGAUUGGAUGAAGAGGUACUUCUUGAUAGUGAUAGAUUGAAUGAAGAUGUACUGCUAGAUAGUGAUAGAUUGAAUGAAGAGGUACUGCUUGUUAGCUUUAGAUUGGAUAAAGAGGUACUGCUUGUUAGUGGUAGAUUUGAUGCAGAGGUACUGCUUGUUAGUGGCAGAUUGGGUGGAUGAGGCACUGCUUUUUAGGGGUAGAUUGGGUGCAAAGGCACUGCUUGUUAGGGGUAGAUUGGAUGGACAAGGUAUUGACCGUUAUGGGUAGAGAUUGGGUGAAUGAGGUAUUGUUGUUUAGUGGUAGAUUGAGUGAAGAGGCUCUGCUUGUUAGAAGUAAACUGGAUGAGGAUGCACCACUUGUUAGAGGUAGAUUGGGUGGACAAGGUAUUGACUGUUAGAGGUAGAUUGGGUGGACGAGGUAUUGACUGUUAGAGGUAGAUUGGGUGGACGAGGUAUUGACUGUUAGAGGUACAUUGGGCAAAUGAGGUGUUGCUUGUAAGGAUAGAUUGGAUGGACGAGAUAUUGAUUGUUAGAGGUAGAUUGGGUGGACGAGGUAUUGACUGUUAGAGGUACAUUGGGCAAAUGAGAUGUUGCUUGUAAGGAUAGAUUGGAUGGACGAGAUAUUGAUUGUUAGAGGUAGAUUGGGUGAAGAUGCAUGGCUUCUUGCAGGAUAUACUGACUGAGAGAGGUUCUGCAUGUUGAGGAGAAGAUUGGGGAGAAGAAACACUGUUAGUAUUUUUUAUGCAUGUAUUUUUUGGGGGGGACAAAACAAAACUGGUGGUUUUUGCAGGGAAGUCGGUUGGUGUAGUAACUACAACCCGAAUAACCCACGCAACGCCAGCUGCUGCCUUUGCACACAGUGCAGACCGGAACUGGUACUCCGAUAGCAAUAUGCCCCCAGAGGCUAUUGCCCAAGGCUGCAAAGACAUUGCAUGGCAACUCAUUGAAAACAUACCUGAUAUUGAGGUAAGUUUUCCAUUAGCAACCACUGUCCCAAAUGAGGGUCACACAUACACUAGGGCUGGACACCAAGGAUAUAACAUAUGGGCAAAAGGAUGAAUUAUAAGGGCUCUUGUAGGAAGUUCACUUUUAGCACUAAACUCCUGUAUAGCAGACCCACUUUAUACUGCUCUGGAGACAGAACCAUAAUGUGAACAGAAAGGUUAGACAAUCCUACGAAAAAGUCAAAAGAGUCAAAACAAAAAGUGAAUCCACAAGGGUCCUCUGACUUUAAACUAUGAAAAGCAAACCAAUGCUUAUGUGAAUCUAUGAUCUUGAGCAGGGGUAGGCAACCAUCGGCACUCCAGUUGUUAAGGACUACAUCUUCCAUAAUGCUGGCAAGGUAUCAAAGGAGAUGUAGUUCACAACACCUGGUGUGCCAAAGGUUGCCUACUACUGUUCUAGAGGGAUGAUGAGGAUAACUGAGACUCUUCCUGACCACAAUGGACACAUGCAAAAGAUUAGCCAGAAGCCCAUCGGGUUAAAUGUUCUUUACAGGGAACUAGAUGUUUUACUGUCUCACUAGGUUUCUCACCUUUACCUAAAUGCUAUAUUUUACCUUGAUGGGAUCUGAUAGUCUGACUCCAAAUCCAAGCCCUCCUCCUGACACAAUGCACAAGCUUUCACAUGCAUGCUAACAUAUAAUUCCUGUUCCCGCCAAAGAGAUGAAAACAUUUUUUUUCAAGAUAUCUAAUUUCCCUUCUCUCACAUCAUUACUUUAGACACAGAUGGUUAGUCACAACUUGCAGCUCAUUUUUUCUGUUUGUAAAUAAUAACAGGUGAUCCUCGGUGGGGGUCGGAAGUACAUGUACCCGUUAGGAACCCCUGACGUAGAGUAUCCUGAAGAUCCCAAGGCUAAUGGUACAAGAAAUGAUGGGGAAGAUCUGGUAAAAGUCUGGCAGGAGAAGAAGGAUCCUAGCAAGGUAUGAAAUGUGACCAAUUUACAAAACCAUAAACAGCUCUUGGAAGAAAAUAAUAACUUUUACUCAUAAUCACAGAGUUAUACCUCUUCUCCAGUGAUUUAUGGACAGGGCACUAAUGACACCCAAACUCACUUUUCAUUGUAUGUAACUGUUUUAGGUCUCUCGAUACGUUUGGAAUCGUAGCCAGCUGUUAAGCUUGGACAAAGAACAUGUGGACUACGUACUGGGUGAGUGAAUAUUGGGUAUUUCACGUAUAACAAGGAGAAAGCUUACAGCUUUUUGGGGAACUCGUGAGAUUUUUAUUGGACACUGGAGAACAUGUAACUACUACUGAUGAACAGCGUGCUUGUAUCACAUGUGCAACUAUCUCCACUUUGCAGCACUGCUAUGGAGACUGUAAAACAGAUUGGCACAAAGUGUAGUGUACUGUGGAGUAGAGCUAUUAAGAAUGUACUCUACAAGGGUAUUCACCAAAAUUCAAAUCCAGAUUACAAAAUUAAAGCUGAUUCUGGGAAAUUUACAACGUCAGCUAUAGUAACAACUUGACUAUUUCAACUUUAAAGGGAUACUAUAGUGCCGGGAAUACAAAGCUGUAUUCCUGGCACUAUAGCAUUCCUGCCUCCGCCCUCCCCACACCCAGCACUAAUGUCCCUCCGCACUGGGCCGACGCUCCACACUCUCUGAGCGGGCAUCAAUGUGCAUGCACUGCAUAUGCCAUAAGCGCAUUAAACCUCCCCAUAGGAUUAUACUGCCCCCAAUGCGUUCCUAUGGGGAAAAAUCUGACGCUGGAGGUCCUCAUGCAGAGCGUGAGAACGUCCAGCAUCAGAUACCGGACUAAAGGUCAGUUUCAAUCCAGGAAGCCCUCUACAGCCACUGGAGGCAGACUUAGUGCAGCAAUGUAAACAUUGCAGUUUCACUAAGUGCAAAAGGGGAACUGCACCUAGACCACUUCAGUGAGCAAAAGUGGUCUGGGUGCCUACAGUGUCCUUUUAAUUGUGCAACCUGCAGCACAAUCCACUAAAAUCUGAAAUUUAGUAAAUAACCCUGUCUGUAUUUUAGAAAAAUUCUUAAUAGACACAGUCCACUUUUGUACUGUAACUCUAAAAAUUCUCAGCCAGCCAAGCCUGAAUUAAUUAAUGAAAAUAGCAGAUUAUUUUUUGCAGAUUUAGCUUUCAGCACGUGCGCAAUGACCUGCGCACAAUGUAGCGGGCCUGCCGACAACCAGACCAGUUGUCCUUGCUCAGCCACGUCUUGUGUCUGUAAAGGAAUCAGCUAUAACACAGAAUAACCCAUUUCCCACCCAGUAACCAGACGACACACAGUCCUGGGGGUACAACAACAACUUUAUUGGCCACACUCGGCUUUAUACUUUCCCCAUGCAAGGGGUGGAUCACACAUAGAGACAAUGUCCCCUCCCAGGGGUCACAUAACGGAACUGGAGCCCCAAUCUUUUUGUCCCCUGUUCCCGCCCCUCCAUGACCCCUCCCCGGGUCCUCCCCCUCCCAGGGGCAUGUGUGUGUGACAGGAACUCCAGGCCCUUUGUCCCCAGUUCCCGCCACCCAUCCUCAGUGUUGUUUGGUGUGAACAUUCCAAGGGUCACUGGGGAGGUCCUCGUUUGGGAACCAAAUGAGGUGGGAAGCAAUCCAUGAAUGCUCCCCCUAGAUGGCGUUCGUCUAACAAACGGGCCGCCACCCAGGGUCGGCAUGCACCGAGGCUUCCCUUGCAGUUUGUUGUUUUGACACCUCGUCCUGCGAUCCUGACAUUACCAACCAUGCUGCUAAGUUCCAGAUUUGGUUUUAGAGGACUUUUGUUUCUGAACCUAGUUGGAUUCUCACACCCAUUAAUCCAAGUACAUCAUUUGAUAUUUUGUUUCUGCAAUUUUGGGGGGGAAAUAAUGGUUUGUCCACUAACCACCUGUAUUUUAAUGCUGAACACAGCUAUGCAUCACCAAACUGAUUCCUGGCCAUUAAACAGACAAUCAGGCUAAUCACUAAAGUCAGAAUUGUCAGCAAUUCAAACGGACAAAAUAGCCGAACUAGAAGCAGAGCUGGCUGGGACAUGUUUUCUGUAUGGGUUUAUAUACCUGACAAUUCUCACUUUGGUAAACAGCCCUGUACCCUUGCUAAGUUUAUAUCAUAAAAUAAUGAAAGUUUAAACUUAAAAUAAAUAGUGCAAACAUGGAAUGAAACCUCAGUCACAGGGCCAUCUUCUGCUGGGAUUAUACUGCCCCCUAGGGGUUCUUACAUGGAAAUAUCUGUCCUGACAAGAAUAUAUUUAUAUUUAAAGGACCACUCUAGGCACCCAGACCACUUCAGCUUAAUGAAGUGGUCUGGGUGCCAGGUCCAGCUAGGCCAUUCUUUUAUAAACAUAGCAGUUUCAGAGAAACUGCUAUGUUUAUCAAUGGGUUAAGCCUUCCCCCAAAGCCUCUAGCGGCUGUCUCAUUGACAGCCGCUAGAGGCGCUUGCGUAUUCUCACUGUGAAAAUCACAGUGAGAGCACGCAGCGUCCAUAGGAAAGCAUUGAUAAUGCUUUCCUAUGCGACCGGCUGAAUGCGCGCACAGCUCUUGCCGCGCGUGCGCAUUCAGCCGACGGGGAGGAACGGAGGAGGAUCGGAGGAGGAGAGCUCCCCGCCCAGCGCUGGAAAAAGGUAAGUUUUUACCACUUUCCCCCUUCCAGAGCCGGGCGGGAGGGGGACCCUGAGGGUGGGGGCACCCUCAGGGCACUAUAGUGCCAGGAAAACGAGUAUGUUUUCCUGGCACUAUAGUGGUCCUUUAACUCAUUCUUGGUUAUAAAACAGUUUAACUUAACCCCUUAAGGACAUGUGUGACAUGUCAUGAUUCCCUUUUAUUCCAGAAGUUUGGUCCUUAAGGGGUUAAAGGAAGGAUGGUAAAAAGGCGCAUGGUCCGUCUAAGGAAACAAUGACAGAAAAACUUUCGCAAAUAAAAAACAUCAGUGCGGUUCACAAUGCUCCCCUUCAUCUGAUCACCAGGGAAAGAUAAGCACAUGGAGGGCAACAUACAUACACACUGAGACACCACACACACACAACAUUUGGUAACACAAAACACACACAAAACGUAGACUCCCCCACACUCCAAAUUCAACCAGCACACACACAUACAAACAUACACACAGUCACAUUCAUCCCCACCACAUACAGCUCUUGGCCUCCUACACACAAAUACACACACACACACACACACAACACUCAGUCACUACACACACUUUCACAACAUUCAGUCUCCCUCACACACAACACUCACAAAACAGAGCCCAGGGCUCUGGGGCCCCAAUCUUGGCAGACAGGAAUUCUAUUUUGUAAAUGGAAAGCAGUUGAAGGAAAUUAAAUUAUGUUUUCCAUUCUCAGGUCUCUUUGAACCGAACGAUAUGGCCUAUGAAUUAAAAAGAAGGAAUACCACAGACCCUUCCCUGUCCGAAAUGGUUGAUUCAGCAAUUCACAUCCUCCAGAAAAAUCACCUUGGUUAUUUCUUAUUAGUGGAAGGUAAACAAUUGCUAAAAGGAUCCCAGUGCCUUAUAGGGUAUCCUACUCCAUCCUACCCCCCAGAGGGCAGUUAUACACUGUCACUCUGAAAUGACUCAAAUCUACAAUAUACAACAUCACAUGCAUUACCUGUACCAGUUACCCUGUUUAAGUGGCUACUAUAUAAAGUAACCCGGCCUGAGGGGCAUCCAGUUACCCUGUCCAUAGGGCACCUGUCCAAGGGGCAGAUAAUUACCCUGUCAGUAAAGCAGUUACAUUUAUUUUACCUUGUCUGGGCAGUUAUAUCCAGUUACUAUGUCAGAGGGGCAGUUACAUACAGUUACCUUGUCAGAGGGGCAGUUAUAUACAGUUACCUUGUCAGAGGGGCAGUUAUAUCCGAUAACCCAGUUUGCCCGGUAGUUAUAUAAACAUUACCCUUCCCAAUGGGCCAUUAUAUCUAUCGCUUUUUGAGGCCCUGAUAAAUCCAAUUACACUAUCUGAGGGGCAGUUAUAUACAAUUACCCUAUCCGAGUGGUAGUUAUAUGUAAUUACCCUGUCCAAGAGGCAUAUGUCCAUAAAAGGGGCAAUUGUACCAAUUACCCUGUACAAAUGGCAGUUAUAUAUUUCACUUUGAACACAGCAAUUAUACUCCUACCUGUCUCAGUCAGGAAGUACCCCUAUAGCCCAGUUUAUUUUUGUUUCUGUGGCCUAGGUGGGCGAAUAGACCACGGCCACCAUGCAGGGGAGGCCAGCCUUGCAUUACACGAAGCUGUGGAGCUGGACAGGGCCAUACACGUGGCAGAAGAUCUGACCUCAGAAGAGGAUACCCUGACUGUGGUGACUGCCGACCAUUCCCACGUUUUCACCUUUGGAGGGUACCCACCCAGAGGAAACCCUAUUUUAGGUAUGUACCCCACCCCAUGACCACAAAACCCUGCAAAUAGCAAAGGAUGGUUUUACUUUUACAAGAACUGCCUAUAAAUCAUUUAAUGAAACAUCCACAAAGAAACUGAAUAAAUGCCUAACAACUAACUUCCCAAAAAAUGGACAUUUUGAGAGCUCGCUGUUCAGCAAGUCACAUUACGGUAACACAGGCGUGGACAUAUCAGGAAUUACACGGUACAGUUACACAUGUAAUGCAAACGCUGCAGAUUUUAUCUUCACAUAAUGAAUAAUGAAUUGUAUAUUUUGAUUCAUGCAAUCCCUUGACACAUGAGACACAAUAUUUUAUCCCUUGCAUUUGAUCGUGGUGUUUAGGGAUAAUUGGACCGUGAAUAUUAUUUUGCGGUAGGGAAAUGUUAUAUUCCCAUCUCUUACUUUAUAUUACCAGGCAAGACUCCAGAACUCAGCGACGCUGACUUUAAACCAUACACCUCCAUCUUGUAUGGAAAUGGACCUGGAUUUAAGCUUGAAAGAGGGGAGCGAGUAAAUAUCUCAGACAUAGACACAAGUAAGAGAGAGAUGUGUAUGUUUAUUUGUACCAUUAUCCAACUGUAAAUGUGUGUAUUUACUGCACGCCCUGGCAGGUGCGGAGGAAAUGCUAUACAUCUGGUUAGUGGGCAGUGGAUAUAAUUAUAUCUUCAUUAUUAUUAUUAUUAUUAUUAUUUUUAUAAAAAAAUUCACUAUGCUUUAUUUCCAUUUUUUUUUUCAAAAUAUUUUUGUUGUCUGGUUUAUUGACUCAUUUUGGACUUUCUAUCUCGACAGCGAAUCCAAAUUACCAAGCCCAGGCAGCUGUGCCCUUGAAAGUAGAGACUCACGGUGGAGAAGACGUGGCCAUCUUAGCUAAGGGCCCGAUGGCUCAUCUUUUUCAUGGUGUCUGUGAGCAGAGCUACAUCCCUUAUGUAAUGGCGUACGCCGCUUGCAUUGGCGAGAAUAAGGCCCACUGCUCACAGCGUGCUUACCAUUCAGACUCUGCACUGUUAUCAUUUUCGUUCACGUCUGUUUUACCGCUGGUAGUUUGGCUGGUUCUCUGA
Molecule: messenger RNA, 12729 nt
Organism: Pelobates cultripes (western spadefoot toad)
Lineage: Eukaryota; Metazoa; Chordata; Amphibia; Anura; Pelobatidae
Source: the annotation of a GenBank genome assembly